AUGGAGUCUACCACAAAGAAGCCAGCAUCUAGUAGCCGGAUGCAAGAUGUCCUGCACAAAGUAGCUGGAUCUUCAUUUUAUGGAGAAAGUUAUAUUGAGUUAAAAACCGAAGAAUCGUUCUCCACAUCAUCUCUUCAACUUCGAUUCCGUACAAGCAAGCCAAAUGGACUACUCUUCCUCGCAGCUGGGAAGAAUGACUACUGCUUACUACAGCUAUACAACGGACAUGUUCAGGUAAAAAUGAAGCUUGGGAAAAAUGAACACAUCAUCCUCCUUGACCAGACACCUCGACUCGAUGACUUGGAAUGGCACUUCAUUACAUUAAAUCAUAAAAAUGCUGAUGUUGUUCUUAAUGUUGAUACAAAUUACAAAUCAAGUAUAAAAAUUUCUGGAGGAUCUUAUAAAAUCAAUGUUCAACAUGGACUUUAUGUUGGUGGUAUUGGUGACCUCAAUGCCCCAUACAAAAAUCAAGUUCAUGGUUACUUCAGAGGAUGCUUGGAUGAUGUUGUAUUCAAUGAGCAUAAAUUACUUUCCUCUCUGAGACCAUACCCUGGUUUGAAAAGUGUCUAUGAAGUAUCCCUCGGUUGCAGCGAUGAGUUCUUAAUCACUGAAGAUGACCCUAUCAAUUUUUUCAGCUCCAAGUCAUACAUAGCUUUUCCCUCUUGGAAUGUUGGUGAAGGAGGAAUCUGGGAAUGCUUACUGCAGACCUCCAUUGGAAGAGGGUUACUGCUUUAUCAUACAGGAAAAAAUGGGUAUUUUGUUUCAUUGGAAGUUCAAGACUGGAUAGUAAAAGCUCGUAUAGGAAAAGGGAAAAAUGCAGUCCACCUUUCCUCUAUCAAAACCAUUACAGAGAACAAGUGGCAUUCACUUAAACUUAAGAUCACAGAGAACCAUCUGCAUCUGACAGUAGACCAAGAAUCUGCAAAGGCAUUGCUUGCUUCUCCCUUAAACACUAAUCAGUUGAAUGGAUCAUUGUAUGUUGGUGGUGUAGAUGAUGCUUCACGUCCUCAUAUAAUUAGCUUAGGUCUACCUGCAGUUUCUGGCAAGCAUGCAAAAGGUGGUUCAUUUAAAGGCUGCAUGAAAAACAUAAGAAUAAAUUCUGUGAAGUAUGGACUGAAACAUGUGCUGUCUAGUAAAGAUAUCUCUCCUGGCUGCAAAACUGAAAUAAUGCAAGUCUUGGAAACCAAAACCGUAUCUAUUACAACUGUUGCUCCAACUACCAGUUUAGUUACUACUCCUUCUGUGGCCAAACAUAAUGUUAAAGACCGAUUCCUCAUUUUGAAUAAUUUAAUCGUACAGGAGGGAGGAAGAGCUGCUCUACUGUCUAAACAUAUCAAACUCCAACUGGAUUUUAAAAAGCUGGGGCUCCGUCAGUCUCAAAUUGUAUUUCGUAUAGUGGAACAUCCACUGCAUGGACAGCUCAAAAUGGACAUCCCAUCCCAACAAGAGAAGGAUAUGUUCACAAUGUUAGAUUUAUGGCAUGGGCGAAUUACCUAUAUUCAUGAUAGUUCUGAGGGGACAGGGGAUCAUUUUAGUUUUUCUAUUUCCACUACAAGCAAGAAUGAAAUGCCCUCAUACUUGCAAGGUUCAGAACUAUAUAUUUCCAAUAUUACUGUCACCCCAGUAAACGAUGCUCCUGAACUCAUCCUUCCAGAAGGCAAUCUUUUUGUGUUACUGGAAUACUCAAAGAAGCCCCUCACCGCUAAUCUUCUUAAAAUUAUAGAUGUAGAUACAGAGCCACAGAACUUAACGUUAGUGGUUCUUGGUAACCUCAACCUAGAUGCUGGAUUUUUAGAAAACGUGAAAAAUCCUGGAAAUGCAGUUACCACAUUUUCUUAUUUUGAUUUGCUUGAAGGGAAUGUAUUUUAUGUUCAUCGUGGGGUGAAGAACUCUAGAUUAGUGCUGAGAGUAGUUGAUGGAGACAAGGUGAGUAAUACAAUAGUACUCAGAAUUUUAGCUGUUCCUCUUGAAUUUAAUGUAGUGAACAACACUGGCAUUGAAGUAAUGCAAGGUGAAAGUUCUUUAAUACAGACCAGCAAAUUAGCGGUGGAAAUAAAUGCUGUGAAUCAAGAGAUUGAAAUUAGAUAUGAAAUAACUGAAAUGCCAAAGUUUGGUGAAAUCCAAAGAAAAAGUUCUGGAAAUGAGUGGAAGGUCGCGGUCUCAUUUACCCAACGUUCUCUUGAACGUGAGCGAAUAAGAUAUCUUAGCACCUAUAAAGAAGUACAAGAAACCAAUGUGGUUGAAUACUUUAAAUGUAAAGUCAACAUUGGAAAUAAAUCAAGUGAAGAAUUUACAUUUCCUAUUCGUGUUUCAUGGAUUAAUUUUACAUUAGUCAGAAAUACCCCUUUAAAAAUUGAGAGUACCAAAAAGGCAUCUCUUAGUACAGAAAACCUAUAUGUUAUUCUACAUGGGAUAACAAUACCAGAAAAAGACAUUUGUUUUAAAGUAUUGUCCCUGCCAAAAAAAGGAAAUUUGCUGGUUAAUAAUAAGAUUUUAAAGAAAAAUGCAAAAUUCUCCCAGGUAGAUAUCACAAAUGGAAAAUUGGAAUAUGAACUGUUUGAUCGACCUAAUCAAGACUCCCAGGAUUUGUUUAGUUUUGCAUUAUUCACGAAACAUGCAGAGUCAAAACCUCAUAAUUUUAUAAUUCUCCUGAAAGCUGACAUGAACGCAAUUAUUGUCACUAACACAGGUUUGACUUUACCAGAAGGGGAUGCAAAACUCAUAACCAGACAGCUGCUUUUUGUGCAAACUUUGAAUAAUAAAACCUUCAACUACAAGAUUUCGAAAAGCCCCCAACAUGGCAGUCUCAAAUUAAUGAAUUUUUCAGACUCCCAACUGAGCAACAGUAACAUCACAGAAUUUUCAAGCCAAGAUAUUGUAGGUGAACGUUUAAUGUAUGUCCACGAUGAUUCUGAAACAACGUUUGAUACAUUUACACUCAUAGCAUCUUCUGUAGAGUCUGAUGAGAGAAUUGUUGAUGAAGAUGCAGUUUCUUUGCAGGCAGAAAUUGUCUUUAAUAUAUCCAUAGAACUGAAAAAUGAUGAAAAACCUGUCCGUGUGGUUGAUAAACUCUUUCACGUUGUUCGGAAUGGACAGAGGCUAGUCACAUUGGAUGAUUUGCGUUACCAUGACCCUGAUACAGAUUUUGAUGACAAAGAGUUAUUAUAUACAAGACGUGGUAUUCCCAAUGGAGACUUGGUAUCCGCUGAUGAUUCUUCUAAAAAACUUUACGAGUUUACCCAAGAGAACUUGGAAAAAAAACAAGUCCUUUACAUACACCAUGGAAGUGAUUAUGGGCGUUUUGUCUUGUUUAUUACUGAUAAAAAACAUUACACCUCAUCACUACUAGAAGUUAGUGCAUCAGAACCAUUCAUUAAAGUAGUAAACAAUACUGGUCUACUGGUGCAGAAGGGGAAGGAGAUUAUAUUGACAACAUCUAACUUCAGUUGUGUGACAAACCUUUACAUUUCAGGAGAUGAAGAGAUUGUAUAUCAUGUAAUUUUGCCACCAAAAUAUGGACAGAUUCGUGUACAGAAUCGUUCAGCCAAUUCUUUUAAUCAUCAAGACCUAAAGUUGGGUCAAGUAGUUUAUAAACAUGAUGACCGCAAUAAUCUAAUGGACACUUUUAAUUUGACAGUAAAAGUCAAGUCUAUAGUUCUGAAUGUUGAGAUUAAAGUUCGUGUGUAUUUAGAAAGCCAUCAAAGAUUGCCAAAAGUUUUGCACCUGAACGGUCUUCUAGUAGAAGAAGGAAAGCCAGUUAAAAUUGACAAAGAACAUUUGCAGGUUAUCCAUGAAUAUAACUCACCCAAUGAAAUAGUUUUCACAGUAGUAACAAGCCCAUUACAUGGUUACAUACGCAAAUUUGAACCUACGGAAGGACACUUGGCUACGGAAUCCAGUUCUCUAGUGACAUUUACACAAAAGGAUGUUAACAUGGGAAAUGUUCAGUAUGUACAAGCAGGCUUUGGUCAGCUUCAUGAUAACUUUACAAUGGAUGUUACCAAUGGAGUACGAGAGAUCACUGGAAUUACAUUGUUUAUCGAUAUCAUUCCUACCUUGAUCCCUCUGGAGGUUCAAAAUAUAACUGUGAAGGAAGGGGCAUCAAAGGUCCUAACACUGGAACAAUUAAGAAUCCCCAGCAAGCAUUUUGCAGGUCUCGUUUGUGAUUUUGUCUUGAUAGAUUUUCCAAAGAAUGGUUUUGUGGAAAACACAAGAUAUCCUGGAAUAAAGCUCUCACGUUUUACUACAAAACAGGCGGAGCAGGAGCUGAUCUACUACACCCAUGAUGACAGUGAAACUUCCUUCGAUAAUUUUUCCAUAAUAGUCAAAAACACUGAACUUGCCAAGCAAAGUCUGCCGCAAACAAUUUAUGUAACAGUGACCCCAGUAAACGAUGAGCUUCCAGUUAUUACAACUAACAGGAUAUUUCGGGUGUGGGUUGGCUCGGUCACAGAAGUUACUUCCGAGGACCUAUCUGCUGAGGAUAAGGACUCUCCUCCAGCAGAUCUUGCGUAUUCCAUUACUCCACCAAACAAUGGCUACCUGGCACUAAAAUCUGAUCCCAACAAAAGUAUACUCAAUUUCACCCAGGAACACAUAAAUGAAGGUCAUCUUGUAUUUGUACAUAGUGGAGCAAUGUCGGGGGGGUUUAACUUCCAGGUCACAGAUGGUUUGAAUUUUGCACCACGGCAAAUCUUUAGUAUCACCGCAAGGACCCUUGUCAUAAACAUAGAAGUUAACAAAGGAUUGGGAGUAUUUCCAGGAACCAAGAAGGGUAUUUCUUCUGAUGUAUUAAAAGCAGUAACUAAUGAUGAAGAUAAUAUGAGGAACAGGACAGUAACAUUUACUGUUGUCAGUCCACCAAAACAUGGACAAAUUGUAAAGUUAACCACACCGAACAGAACUGAGGAAGUCUCUAGUUUCACACAAGAAAUGGUCAAUGAUGGGUUAAUAUUGUAUGAUCAUACAGAUAGAGAAUCUGUGGUCUGGAGUACACAGGAUUCGUUUUCAUUCACCGUUUCUGCUCCCCCAGCUGUCCUGAUUUCCCAAGUAUUCCUUAUCACAGUAUCUUAUGAUAUUAGUGAUCCUAAGAGAUCGACACAACUUGUAGCCAAUACAGGUGCUACUGUUGAGGAAGGUGGAAAAAGUCUAAUAACUAAGUCAAUGUUGGAUGCUUCAAAUCUUUUGGUCAAGCUUCCAGAAUCACAACGCCCCUCCUACGAAGUUUGGUACCAGGUGAUAUUAAUGCCCAGCCACGGAGUAAUUAUAGUCGGAGAUCGGAAUAUUACAAAAGAAAAACCCAACUUUUCACAGUACAUUAUCAACAAAUUUGGAAUUACAUAUCUACAUGAUGGCUCAGAGUCUCUCAGUGAUAAUUUUACAUUUGCCACCUGGCUUAACUUAAAAAGCAAAUCAGCGGUGAAGCCAGAGGCUGGCGUAGUGGAAGAGAUGUUUAACAUCACUGUCAUAGGUGUAAAUGACCAAGCUCCAGAGCUGAAGACAAAAAGACCAUAUUUGAAAGUCUUGCAAGGGAAAAAGAUCGCCAUUUCCUCUAACAAUCUAAACGUUGAAGAUCUAGAUAACCCUCCAGCAGAUAUAAAAUACACCAUUAUAAGUCCUCCUAAUAAUGGUUUCUUGGCAAAACGAGAAAAUUUUAAUGUUUCUGUUCAGCAUUUUACACAAGCAGAUAUUAAUAAUGACAAUCUUUGGUUUGUGCAAGAUGGAAGCUCUUCUUCUGGACUUUUUUAUUUUAGUGUGACUGAUGGAAAGCACAAACCUUUGUAUAAGCUGUUUAAUCUGGAAGUCACUCCUGUUUCGAUCACCUUAGUUAACAAAACAAAUCUUGCCAUUCCUCAAGGACAAACCUUGGUUAACAUUACUAAUGCUCAUUUGGCAGCAGUAACAGAUGGAAAGAGCACUGUUAUAAGCUAUGAAGUGGUACAGCCGUCUCUCUUUGGCAAGCUAAUCAUAGACGGUAUAGCUGUGACCAAGUUUGACCAGAACAACAUAGACCUGGGUGAAAUAACUUACGAAGUUGGGCACCUUAAUGCAUCUUAUGAUAGUUUUGAGAUUGUUGUCUUCACAUCUGAAAGCAACCUCACAGGUCAGGUGGUUAAUAUCACAGUGGAACCUCUCUUGAAUGUGGGAUCGGAGAUAAAGAUAGCAGCAGGUACAGUUUACACAUUAAAGAAAAAAGACCUAGACGCAACUGAAUUGGCAAAUAUUACAAGUAGUGAUCCAGAAUUCCAUCUGCUUGAAUCUCCGACAUAUGCUAGACUUGUACAAAGAAAACAUCCCCAAAAGCACGUACUGGAGGUUAUUGAUAUGUUUACUCAAAAUGACAUUGAUACAGGUUGUGUACAAUUGGAUGUAAUUGCCAAUGUUACAGAUGUUGAAAUGCUAAAUGACUCUUUUGCUUUCUUACUCAAGGCCAAAAAUGUGCCACCUGCAAUAGGAUACUUCCACUACUCAGUGGUUCCUUAUGAUUCCCUCUUUGUGACAACAGAAGCAUCUAUAUCAACGAGCAAAUCUCAAUCAUUGCUUACCUCUGUUGCCAGUGAAAAAAAUACACUGAAUUACUGGCAAAAUACUACAACUGCAAAUGCACCCAUAAAGGUGGUACAGCGGCUUGGGAAUCGCAAUCGAUGGGGAAGCCUGAAGGAUGAAGACAAUCUUUUCUAUGACACAGACACAGUAACCACUAGUUCCUCCAGAAGAGUGACUGUGGCUACCAUAAAAUCUGUUGCCAUAAGCCCUAAAUCAGAGCCAAGUCAAGGCAGCAAUACACUUUCCAUAAUUAUUCCACUUGUGAUAUUUGCUAUUUUGCUACUGGCUGCCAUUUUCUUUGUUUGGUUUUGGCUUCUAAAACGUAAGACAAAAAAGACUAAGCCACAUGUCAGAAGCCAUUCAUAUAGCAUUGUGCCUCAGGUCCCGAGCCCACACACUGAACGAAGUACAACAGUGCCAACUGUCACAGUAACCCCUCUACAGAAAAGCACGGAUUACAUCUCUGUGAGCCCAGUAUUGUCCACUAGGCAUGACCAUUCGCCUACUAAAUAUGACCCAUCUCUUACCAUAAAUGCUCAACAGAACUCCUGGCUACUAAUGGAUCCUGAAAUGAUUCAACACUGUAGAGCAACAAAUCCUACCCUGAAAACUAAUCAAUAUUGGGUAUAGAGAACAAGCCAGCUCAAGACAUUUUUUUGUAAGCCCUUGGAUGUAUUCUAUAAAUGUUUUCAUUUUUAUGUUUACUAAAAGCGCGAUUAUAUUUAUUUUAUUGUCAUUUAUCUCUUGUGUUUUUUAUAGAGUAAGCAGUGUUUCCUGCUUUAACAAUUAAACAGUUGAUCUAUAAUCAAUGGGCUACUUCUGCUGAAUCUGAACUACUGUAGUAGUUGUUAUAUAUCAAUGUGUAAUUAUUAUAUUUUAUUUAUAGUUAAAUAUAUUGCAAGCGUCAUCUCUGAUUCCCAAAUUAGAUUUAUCACUGUUACCUAGAAAUACAGUGGAACAAAAUGUGUCGUGGCUUUAGAUCUAUAAAUAUAAAUACAUACCUUAGUUUUAUUUAUUUAUUUUUUGUGUAUGUAUUCAAUAUCUAUGUAUAUCGCCGUUAAUAUCACAUAAAUAACCCCGUUGUUUAUUAUAUGUGGAACAGAUACUGUACUGUUGACAAACAACAGUUUGAAUGAUAUACAGUAGAGGCGGUUCACUUGCUGAAGUUAAGUGUUAAAAUGGCUAAAGAAAAAUAUUGUUUCUUUUUAUGUGUGUGUAUGUUUGUGUGUGUGUUCGCCAUAAACAUAUAGUUAAUCAAAGUAAAUGUUUCUGUAUAUAACAGUUGUUAAAUUUAUUUUACAUAUAAUAUAAUAUUGCAUACACAGGUUAUUUUACUUGAUAGUUCUAUACAUGUUUUCAUGUUACUUUCCAUGCAAUAUAUUUAAAUAUAUAUUUUAUAUUGUAGUAAAAGUAGUAAACCAAUACACAUUGAAAAGCUCAUUUGUUACUUUGUUGCCACAUUUGUAAAUAAAAAAAAUUACCU
Molecule: messenger RNA, 8029 nt
Organism: Pelobates fuscus (common spadefoot toad)
Lineage: Eukaryota; Metazoa; Chordata; Amphibia; Anura; Pelobatidae
Product: chondroitin sulfate proteoglycan 4-like
Exons: 10
Coding region: 1-7176 (2391 amino acids)
Biological process (GO): anatomical structure morphogenesis
Source: RefSeq, a predicted model, not a curated record